Messenger RNA from Culex quinquefasciatus (southern house mosquito), 1376 nucleotides. RefSeq lists its product as uncharacterized. Lineage: Eukaryota; Metazoa; Arthropoda; Insecta; Diptera; Culicidae. The record is from RefSeq and is a predicted model, not a curated record. Bases 555 to 1328 code for a protein of 257 amino acids. The transcript is spliced from 2 exons.
CUCGGCUCGGACCACCAUAACUGGUGAUCUUUUCCCUUCUGGUUUCGAUUGCUUAGUAAAGGGAAUUUGGAUUUUUACAUUUUUGAUACAUAUCCGUACGGUGAAGUGAUGUCUUCGACAAAGUUUUUCUUCCCAAACUCUGUAUAAGAGCUCAAAAAGAUUUUUUAAUCCAAGUUUUCUAAAAUUCUAUUAAAGUUGACUCAUUUUGACACAUCCUCAUGCGUAUUGUAACCCUAAUUUAUAUUUACACCAAAUUUGUUGACUCAGUUUUGUUCACUGUGAUUACCGGAAUUAUGUUUGCUUGUUUCGAAGACGCCAUCAACAUACGCUCUGGAAAAGGACAGAAAAAGUUUCAAAACGGAAUUGACGUUUCUGCGUAUUUCAUCUCAUUAUGCUAAGUGGAAGAAUUAAAGUGUUACAAAAUACCACAUUUCACAUUCAGGAUGUUUGAACAUUUUUUGUUUUCCAAUGAAACUGUGGCGUUGUAGCAUUCGUAAUGAAAAUCAUAAAUAAGGAAAUGAUUUCUAGAUUGACCACAGUCAACGCCCUCAACCAUGCAAUCGCACAAGGUAUUAUUGCUGGUGUUGUCCAACAUUUCCGCCCUCGUAAAUCUUCAACCAGUUUGUCAUCUAAGUGAUUGCAGUCUUAAUUCGCCCCUAAACUGUUCACUAGCUUCGGAUAUCACAUACCUGCCUUCCUUUCCGGUAACACCUCGAACAAAACCGGUCCCAUCGAGAAGGGCGUUGCCCCAUCUGUUCGAUUACUUCUACGAUCCCACCGGAACCAAUUGCGUGUACAUUGUUUUGUCUAUCAACAUGCAACAACUCAUCGAUGGAUUUCAUCUAGCGCUUACAAUUUCCCACACGGCCGCGAUGUAUCACUUCGAAGUGCUGUCGAUGAAGUUCGAAUCGCUUCCGGGGUCCGGAUGCUUCCGGAUCGUUGACCAAUCAUCGCCCUGUUCCACGACGGAACGGUUCCGGCUGACGCUGCUGGAUCGAGAGAACUUUUUGCUCGAAGAUGUGGCCCUUCGGGAUCCAGCACUGGGAAAUCCGCAAAUGUACUUUCGGCAGCAAUCAGCUUCCAGUUAUUUGCAGUCGGACGCGUGUGUUCGAGACCGGGGAGAUUCCUACGAAGGACACUUCUGGAAAAUGCUGAUACUUGCGAGGAACUGUUCUGCUCGAAAGGUUGAGCAUGGGAACAGCAAUCGAAUACCGGAUAAAAUGAGAGUUAUUUCAAAUAUGUCCAUCAAUUUGAAUGAACCAAGGCAUGAACCUGGUCAAGCAAGAAUGCAAGAAAUUGUGAGGAAUGAUACUAUGAACGAGCCUUAAAUUUGUGUAAUUUCGAUUAAACCCAAAAAAAUGUUGUUUGCUGAUUGA